AUGUUGACAGCCAUGGGCGUGGAUUUCACAGACCAUACGAUCCUCAACAGUCAGUACGUGACAGCAGUGGACGAGAUAUUAAAAAUCAUAGCAGUCCGCUUCCGGAAGUUCUGGCUGCACAGCGAUUACACCUUCAGAUGGAGCAACGUGAGGAAGAAGCAGGACGCUUGUUUGAAGAUACUGCACAAUAUGUCUGAUACUGUGAUCAAAAGAAGAAAAACUGAAUUUGACAACAACAACAUACUCCCUGAAAGAACAACUGGAAAUACUUCAGGCAAAAAAUUCAAAGCCUUCAUGGAUCUACUCUUUGAGUUAUCCUUGGAGAAAGGAGUGAUGAACGACAGAGAGUUAAGAGAACAUGUAGACACGAUGAUUGUGGGCGGCUACGACACGACCGCCACCGUGUUAAUGUACACACUUCUACUGCUGGGAUCCCACCCUGAAGUGCAGGAGAAGGUCUACCAGGAAUUAAAAGUGGUGCUUGGUGACUCAGAUCGUGACGUGGAGAAACACGAUCUUUCCCAACUGGUGUACUUGGAGGCAGUUCUAAAGGAGAGCCUGAGAUUAUACCCGAUUGGGCCGGUGCUGGGCAGGCGGCUGGACAAGAACGUGCAAUUGAAGAACUACACGCUAGCAGCUGGGCGGUCCUGCUUUUUGCUUUUGUUUGGGAUUCACAAGCAUCCCAUGUGGGGAGCAGACGUGGACCAGUUCAAUCCCGACCGGUGGAUGGAUCCGGCUAGUUUACCAGACAACCCUAACGCAUUCGCUGCCUUCAGUUUGGGGAGGAGGAUGUGUAUAGGCAAAACCUACGCGUACAUGUCGCUGAAAACAACCCUCGCUCAUGUUCUCCGAAAAUACCGCUUCAAUGGUGACCACACACAACUGGAACUCAAAUUUGUCGUGUUGCUGAAGCCAACGUCAGGUUACUACGUCAGCAUUGAGGAACGGCUUUAG
This is a messenger RNA of Ostrinia furnacalis (Asian corn borer), 954 nucleotides long. RefSeq names its product cytochrome P450 4C1-like. Bases 1 to 954 code for a protein of 317 amino acids. The record is from RefSeq and is a predicted model, not a curated record. Gene Ontology annotation, molecular function: monooxygenase activity; iron ion binding; heme binding. The transcript is spliced from 7 exons. Lineage: Eukaryota; Metazoa; Arthropoda; Insecta; Lepidoptera; Crambidae.